AUGGAAUGAAGAUGUUUGGCCCAGUUUCUAACUUCUCCCAGUCCGUCAUCAGUCAGAUGGGCCGACUGACCCUGGAAAUGUCACCAGAGGAGCUCCGUAUGCUCCGACUGACUGAAAAGAGCAGCAUCGCUGCUUUGGGCGCCAUCAGUGAGUGGAGCAAGAAACAGCUGAUUGCAUUGUUCACAACAACAUUGAACUCCACCAAGUUGAACCCCAGCCAACUUGACUCCAGCACACUGGUGGCAAUUGGUUACAUGAUGUGUGGAGCUAAACUAACAGAAAUUAGCUCUUUCAAUGCUGUUGAGUUUAGCAAGGCCGUGCUCUGGCUGGGUCAGCUCAAACUGUCCUGCUCAGAAGAACAGCUGUCAGCACUGGUGGGCCUGCUGACCCACAGUCUGGCUUUUGGACCCAUCAGUUCAUGGGAUAUGGAGGUCUUCAUUGAGAUUGGAGUUUUGGCGGGUAUAGAGCAUUCACCUCCUGUGUCUCUUUAA
This is a messenger RNA of Syngnathus acus (greater pipefish), 491 nucleotides long. It is a transcript of the gene strc1, whose product is annotated as stereocilin 1. Lineage: Eukaryota; Metazoa; Chordata; Actinopteri; Syngnathiformes; Syngnathidae. Gene Ontology annotation, biological process: cell-matrix adhesion. Bases 6 to 491 code for a protein of 161 amino acids. The transcript is spliced from 3 exons. The record is from RefSeq and is a predicted model, not a curated record. Gene Ontology annotation, cellular component: cell surface; stereocilium tip; kinocilium.